CAACAAAAACAACUCUUGAUGAAAUAUUAAAUUAAUUAAAUUUUAAGGAUAUGGCAGAAAUCAACAUAAUUGAUUUACAUGAAGAAAUUCUCGAAAAAAUAAUUUUUCACGCAUCAAAUAGGAAAAUUAAGGAACUGACAGAAGUUUGCACAAAGUUUAAUGGUGUAAUCGGCUCAAGUGCCAAAUUAAUGGAUAAAUUCGUAAUCGUAUGGAAGGAAGUAAAGUUUAAGGAUGUCAAGCCACUCCUUUUGAGCAAGCGAAAGUACAGAAACAUUGAAAUCGAAGAGAUUGGACUAAAUCAAGAUCUAGUGCAUUUUCUCAACUCGCACAGCUCUACAUUAACUGAGUUAUCAAUAAACAACUCCUCAUUAUCAAUAUUUGACUGCGAAUUGAUAUUCAAAAUUGUUGGAGAUAACAUUUUGGAUUUAAAGCUUUAUGGCGUCAACAUUUGGGGCGAAAAGGAAACAGUUCCAGUUAAUUUUCCAAAAAUGGAAUCGCUCUAUUUAAAUGCUACUAGGCAUGAUAAAAUGUCAUUAAUCUUCAAUUUCUUUAUUGGUGCAAAUACUGAUAUACUAAUUUACCGAGAAUCUCGAAGUUUAGAUGAACAAGAAAUCACCGCACUUUCUCAAAUGAUUGCAAGUUUCCACAAAUUGGCUGUACUGGAUGUUGGUAUUUUUGAGCUGCAGUUAUUUGAAAAUGAUUUCCUGACUAAGAACGCCAAUUUUAAGCUGGAAAUAUGCAAUCUGCUGGUUUUUAACGUUCUUUAUGGCAGAUCAGAAGAGUUUAUCAACAGAAGAUACGUUCAUUUGCUAAGUUUCUUGAAAAGUCAGCGAAGCAAUUUAAAUGAACUUAAUAUAACUAAUCUUCCGAUAACAUCCGACGUCAUUGAAUGCAUUCAUGAUUUGGAAAAUCUACAGGAUCUUACUAUUCACAGCUAUUCAUCACAUUUUAUUCAAAAACCAUCCAAGACAAAUACAUCCAUUAAAAAUCUUACGAUUAUUCUAGAUUGUACUCGUGUUAAUCCUAUUUGUGAAAUCAUUUCAAGUUGUGCUGAUAUUCAACAUCUAACUGUCGUGUACAGUAGCUUCACAUUUGACUUGGCACUAUCGAUUGUCAAUCAUUUAAAAAACUUACAAAAAAUUGUAUUUAAUAAGUUAAUUCAUAUCUUUCCAAUGACAAUUCCAACAGUCACAUCAAUGGAUUUCAUUGAUAUUAUGAACAUUGAUAGCAUAAUUAGAGUACUUCAGGUCAAUCGUCAACUUAAAUUCAUUAAAAUUCCACGAAUUCUUGAGACUCAUCCUAAAUAUGAAAUUGCUAUGGACGGAUUGGAUCUGGAAACAUUAGAGUUCAAUUAAGAUUAAGAAACAUUUAAAUCAAAAUAUGUUUUUGGAAAGAUUAAUAAAAUUG
This is a messenger RNA of Chironomus riparius, 1407 nucleotides long. Lineage: Eukaryota; Metazoa; Arthropoda; Insecta; Diptera; Chironomidae. The record is from the annotation of a GenBank genome assembly.